UAAUCUGUUUCGCACACAUCAUUGGCUGAUAUUUACAUCGUUAAUAACCAUAAUAGCAUUUUAGGAAGAGCUGAAACCGAUAAGUCCGACAGACACUAACCGUCUUCCUCCAAACAAUUACAUGCAAUGUUAGCUGCUUGCUUAACAAAUAAACUUGGCAUUGGUUUAUUACCAAGUUUUGGUCUCCGUGCUCCGGAAUUCAUAAUCAGAAGGUAUCUGCUUUCUCCCAGUCGCCCAAUUAAAUUAGAACUAAUUGGUCACCUCCAAAAGGCCUCUGAGUCUUUAUAUGAGCCUGGUCAAAUAUUUUUACACAAGAAAUUUGGUUAUCGUGGUAUUGUGCUACAGUGUUGGAAGGGAAAACUGUUCGAUCGUAAUCUACAAUCUACCGAAUCAGUAGAACUAACGUCUCGUGAAUCUCCAAAAGGAGAAGAAUCUGAAAUAAAUGUUUACCAAGUUCUAACGGAUCAAAGCGAUACUGAAAUUUGUAAUUCUGCUUUAAAACCUGGUAUUACUUUUUUACCUGAUGAUAAACGAGCGUUUAAUUCCAUAUAUAUAGUGUCAGAAAUGGACUAUGUUUUCCAUGAUGAUAUCAUACCUUACGUUCCGCAGGAUGCGUCGCCAAUUAAAAAUCAAUAUUUUAGUGAAUUCUUACUUUCUACUCCAGACAAAGAUCCACCAUUUAUUCCGACCGAUCACUUAAAACGCUGGAUCGAGGCGCGAAAGCAAAGUCUAGAAGUUACAUCGAUACAUCGCGAAGUGACCGAAGGUAUUCAAACAACAGUAUUGCCUUUUUACAUGGGCCGUCGAGUAACAGAGGACAAAAAAGAAAAUGAUGUACGCUACUGGCGCUAUUUAAUCCGGUUAGAAAACCUCACGAUGGACCGCGUUCAACUACGUGAACGCUUUUUGAAAAUUUUCUCAGUGUCCGGAAACCUUGAAUCAAUCGGUGGAAAAGGAGUUGUAGGGAUGCAACCUGUCCUUUCUCCAGAAUGUCCUGUUUUUCAGUAUCACAGUCAUAUCCACUUCUCUAUGGAAUGGGCACACAUGUGGGGAACGUUUCGGUUUGAAAGACACAAUGGUACUAGUUUAGAUGUUAAAAUACCAUCUUUCCCGCUGUAUGAUCCCACGUGUUCUUCAAACUCGAGUAAUGAAAACCUUGGUUAA
Messenger RNA from Schistosoma rodhaini, 1164 nucleotides. The record is from the annotation of a GenBank genome assembly. NCBI's taxonomy places the organism in Eukaryota, Metazoa, Platyhelminthes, Trematoda, Strigeidida, Schistosomatidae.